Messenger RNA from Botrytis deweyae, 1488 nucleotides. RefSeq lists its product as uncharacterized. The coding region runs from base 1 to 1488 and encodes 495 amino acids. The record is from RefSeq and is a predicted model, not a curated record. The transcript is spliced from 2 exons. Lineage: Eukaryota; Fungi; Ascomycota; Leotiomycetes; Helotiales; Sclerotiniaceae.
AUGACAUUCCUUCCAAAGCGUUACCUUCGUGCCCCACGAUCCCCUCUUCAUCCCCACUCACGUCUUCCGAAUCUGGUUCUCGCUCUUUUGGUGUUUUUCCUCUUCGAUGCUUAUUGGAUCAUCAUCCAGCUUCCAAAUCCAAUACGUACUAUCACGCCUCCAUUUUCGGCGAUUAAUCCAUCGGAUUUGACGUCAAAUCAACGUGAAGCCCCCUCAUUACCAGGUCGGGAUUCUUUAUCAGUGGAAAGGCUUGGAGGGGAGGAGAAUCAAGAAUCAGUAUUAUUUAGUGAUGUUGAAAGUAGACAGGCUUUUCAGGGAUCUAAACCACAAAUGGGGAAUCCCAAUAAUGAAACCAUUUUCAUAGCAGCCAUAUUUCGUAGAUCUGAAAUAAUGCUCAGGCAAAAUUGGUCUCCGGCUCUUGUAUCCCUGGCUCACCAUCUGGGUCCCCAAAAUGUGUAUGUCUCGAUUAUUGAAUCGGGUUCGUGGGAUGGAACGAAAGCGGCGCUGAUGGAUUUGGAUGGGAUGUUAGGGGAGGCGGGGGUAGAAAGGACGAUUGAAUUGGGUAUGGAUCGUCUGGCUCAGCUUGAAGAAUUAAAACAUGUGCCAGAGGAGGGGCAGGAUAGAACUGGAUGGUUGCAUACGGGGAGGAAAGAAAGUGAAAGUGGGUGGGAAAUGAGACGAAUCCCUUAUUUGGCGAGAUUGAGGAAUAGAGCUAUGGAACCUCUCUUGAGGGUAUGGGAUGAAGGGAGGGGAAGGAAGUUUGAUAAGAUUUUGUGGAUUAAUGAUGUGGUUUUUACGACAACCGAUGUAACAACCCUACUCGCUACUAACAACAACCUCUAUGCAGCAGCCUGCUCCCUAGAUUUCUCCCUGCCUUCCCAAUACUAUGAUACCUUUGCCCUCCGUGACUCCUCUGGUCGAAAAACUUCAUCGCUUUCCUGGCCUUACUUCUACCCCUCACAAUCUCUAAAUGCAUUGAAAAGAAAUGACCCCGUGCCUGUCAAAAGUUGUUGGAACGGAAUGGUUGUUUUCGAUGGGGAGCCCUGGUAUCCUUCCUCUUCCAUUUCUUUAAAUUCGAAGAAAGAAUUCAAGGGUCUUAAAUUCAGAGGGGUUCCUGAUUCUCUUGCGGAAAAACAUGUAGAGGGUAGCGAAUGUUGUCUUAUUCAUGCGGAUAACCCGCUGAGAGAAAAGAAGGGGAUUUAUGUGAAUCCGAAUGUGAGGGUGGGGUAUAAGAGGGAGGUUUAUGAGAUGGUUAAUGGGAAGGGGGGAUGGCCUGGGAGAUGGGAGGCUGUGAGGGGAGUUUGGGGGGUUAGGAUGGGGUGGGUGAGGGAAUGGGGGAGUGGAUGGGUGGAGAGGGGACGGGUGGGGAGGAGAGUGCAAAAGUGGACGAAGGAGGGGGAAGGAGAGGAAUUGAGGGAAGAAUUGGGAUUGGAGUGUUUGAUCAAUGAGAUGCAGGUUUUGUAUCAGAGUGGGUGGAGACAUCUUUGA